AUGACGACGUUUCCGCCUUCGAUAAACCCUGCCGAGGGAGAGAGGCUCACAGAAGUCGUCAAGGACUGGGCCGCUGCCAACGGGCUUGUUGUUCGGCCGCCCCCAGCUGUCGUCUCCGCCGAGGCUGAUCCUCAAGGCAUUCUCGCCACGCCCGUGCCCGUCACCCUGUUCCCCAGCCCCUUCCCCAAGGUCUGCUUUGAUCAGGGCGUCAGUGUGCAGCAAGCAUACAACGAGCUCUAUGCAGCGAUCAGCCAGGAUGAGGAGUUCCUGGCCCAGACAGUCAAGGAGAUCGGCGACAGCGAUGACUUCAUCACAGAGCUGUGGAAAGUUCACCUGAGAGUCAAGGCUGAAGGAUACGUCCAGCACAAAAGCCUUGGCCUCUUCAGGUCCGAUUACAUGGUCCACCAAGACACCCCAGACUCAUCGCCGUCCAUCAAACAAGUCGAGUUCAACACCAUCGCAUCUUCCUUCGGCGGACUGUCUGCACAGACAUGCUUACUUCACAGAUAUCUUGCUUCCACGGAGUAUCCUCUGCUCGAGAACGAGAUUCCUCUUGGGAAGCUCGACUUGCCGCGGAACGCGAGCGUGGCAGGGCUGGCAGGAGGCAUCCGGCAAGCGUUUAUCGAAUAUGGAGCACCAACCACAUCCCACCCCAAGUGCGUGAUCUUCCUCGUCCAAGGAGGUGAGAGGAACAUCUUCGACCAGAAGCACCUCGAGUUCGAGCUCCAAAAGUCCGAACAGCCGCAAGUGCCCGUCUUCCGCCUGCCUUAUGCCGAGAUUCUCCAGCACACACGCAUAGCAGACGGCGCAGGCCGCGAGCUGCUCUACACGCCACCCAAGUAUCCCGGCCGCACGUUUGAAGUCGCCGUCAUCUACAUGCGCAGCGGCUACGGCCCCGGCGACUACCCGGACCAGUCCGCCUGGGAGGCGCGCUACCACCUCGAGCGGUCCGCGGCCAUCAAGUGCCCGUCCGUGCUGACGCAGGUCGCCGGGACCAAGAAGGUCCAGCAGGUCCUCGCGACGCCCGAGACGCCGUCGAACCCGUCCAUCCUGACAAAGUUCCUCGCCACGGGUGCCACGAGCACCACCAAGCUCGCAGCCACUUUCACAAACAUCUACCCGCUCGACGGCAGCGAGGCCGGGCUCAAGGCGCGCCAGAUCGCCCAGGACCCGGAGCUGUGCAAGAAGUACGUGCUCAAGCCCCAGCGCGAGGGCGGCGGCAACAACAUCUACCGCUCCGCGAUCCCCGAGUUCCUCAAGACCAUCCCCGAGGCGCACUAUACGUCGUACAUUCUCAUGGAGCUCAUCACGCCGCCGCCCGUGACCAACACGAUCCUGCGCAACGGCAAGCUCGAGCACGGCGGCGUCAUCUGCGAGCUGGGCAUAUACGGCACUUGUCUGUGGGACGGCCAGAGCGGCAAGGUGCUGCACAACGAGCAGGCGGGCUACCUGCUGCGGACAAAGGGCGACAAGAGCGAGGAGGGCGGCGUGGCUGCGGGCUUUGGAUGCAUGGAUAGCUGCAGCCUCGUCUAA
Messenger RNA from Microdochium trichocladiopsis, 1533 nucleotides. Its product is annotated as glutathione synthetase-like protein. Gene Ontology annotation, molecular function: ATP binding; glutathione synthase activity; glutathione binding. The transcript has 4 exons. The record is from RefSeq and is a predicted model, not a curated record. Lineage: Eukaryota; Fungi; Ascomycota; Sordariomycetes; Xylariales; Microdochiaceae. Gene Ontology annotation, biological process: glutathione biosynthetic process. Gene Ontology annotation, cellular component: cytosol. Bases 1 to 1533 code for a protein of 510 amino acids.